Molecule: messenger RNA, 1784 nt
Organism: Capsicum annuum
Lineage: Eukaryota; Viridiplantae; Streptophyta; Magnoliopsida; Solanales; Solanaceae
Product: aspartate aminotransferase, mitochondrial
Exons: 10
Coding region: 329-1600 (423 amino acids)
Biological process (GO): biosynthetic process; amino acid metabolic process
Cellular component (GO): mitochondrion
Molecular function (GO): pyridoxal phosphate binding; L-aspartate:2-oxoglutarate transaminase activity
Source: RefSeq, a predicted model, not a curated record
AGUUGAAGACUUCAUGUAGCCUUUUUGAUAAAAGUCAGAAAGUGGGAGAAGGCACAGCCCAUAGGAAUUUGGAACUGCCAUAACAAAGCAGAGUGUUUUUUUUUUGUUAGUCUUCAUUCCCUAAUAUCCCCAUUAAAAUACUAAAAAACUAUUCUUAAAAUACUAAAACUAUUCUUUCCUUUUUCUAUAAAGAAAAGCCAACCUGAAAUUCCCCUACCCUUUCCCCAGUUCCCAGUUUCACAAUCCCAGCUCAGCAAGAGGCUUUCCUAAAUCCUACUACACACUACAGUGUCUAUUGUAACAAUACAAGAAAGAAAAGGAGCUGAACAUGUGGAGUAGACGUCUUAAUAGAUUGAAAUGGCUGUCUACUUCAGUAGCAACAAAUGUGAAAAACAAUAUGGGAUGGUGGGACCAUGUACUACCAGCUCCUAAGGAUCCAAUCACUAGUGUCACUGAGGCUUUCCUCUCUGACCAAAGUCCUUUUAAGCUCAAUCUUGGUGUGGGAGCUUAUAGAGAUGAUAAAGGGAAACCAGUUAUUCUUGAGUGUGUUCGAAGAGCUGCUGAAAAGAUUUCUGGCUGCGAAAUCUUGGAAUCAACUAAAGCAACAACAAAAUCGAAGUUUGUUCAGGACUGUGUUAAAUUGGCUUAUGGAAAUCACUCAAAUGUUGUUGGAGAAGGCAGGUUUGCUGGUGUUCCAGCUCUUUCUGGGACUGGUGCAUGCCGGCUGUUUGCGGAAUUCCAAAAGCGCUUCUAUCCUGACUCACAAAUGUUUCUACCAAUGCCAACUUGGUCCAACCACCAUGACAUUUGGAGGGAUUCUCAAGUUUGUACAAGGACCUAUCGAUAUUAUGAUCCUAAUUCAAAAGGGUUGCAAUUUCAAGCCCUCAUGAAUGAUAUCAAGAACGCACCAGGUCGUUCCUUUUUCUUACUGCAUCCUUGUGCUCAUAACCCCACUGGUGUUGACCCCAAUUAUGAGCAGUGGAAAGAAAUCUCACACAUAUUCAAGAUCAAGAAUCAUUUUCCUUUUUUUGAUAUGGCUUAUCAAGGAAUUGCUAGCGGGGAUCUUGAGAGAGACGCCACUGCUAUUCGCAUAUUUCUAGAAGAUGGACAUCUGUUGGGCUGUGCCCAGUCUUUCUCCAAAAGCAUGGGAUUGUAUGGACACCGAGUAGGUUGUGUCAGUAUUGUCUCCAGGGAUGAAAAGCAAGCCACUGCAAUUAAGAGCCAGUUGCAGCAAAUUGUCAGGGCAAUGUAUAGUAGCUCUCCUGUUCAUGGCCCAUUAUUAGUGUCAACAAUCUUGAAUGAUGCUGAUUUGAAGGCACUUUGGGAAGAGGAAGUUAAGUUCAUGGUGGAUCGCUUAAUCAGAAUGAGAAUUACACUACGUCGGACUCUUGAAGAGUUGAACUCAUCUGCAAGCUGGGAACACAUAACCAAGCAGGUCGGUAUGUUUUACUUCUCUGGUUUGUCCCCUGAGGAGGUUCGCCAAUUGCAGAGGGAUUUUCAUAUAUACAUGACCAUCGAUGGACGCAUCAGCAUGGCAGGGGUAACAAGCACCAAUGUGGACUACUUGGCAAGUGCAAUCCAUGAAGUUACCAAAGAGUAGAUAUUAGUUGGUCUGAAAUUUUGAAUUAGUUUGGCUUGGUAAGAAGCAGUUUAUAGAUUAAAAUUUUUUGUAAGGCCUUCUUUCCAAAGUACAUAAUUGUAGUUAUGUACCAUAUACAAUAUAUCCAGCGUCCUUAUUAAUCCAUGAUCAAUAGAAAAUCGAAGGGCAAAAAUCAGAAUUUCAA